AUGAACACAUCCAACCAACAAAACUCCAACAACACCCCACUCUGCUACACUAUUAACAAUCCUCCAUUCAACUAUGUGCCCAAUAUUGCCUCAGCCUAUUACUCAUCCAUUUUCAGUGUGCUGGGUGUCACUUCCAACCUCAUCGCCUUUGUGGUUCUCAUCAAGUCGUUCCGGCGGACUCACAGCAGCUCUCGUUCUUCCUUCCUCAUUUUCCUGGGCGGCCUAGUUGUCACAGACUUCAUGGGUCUGGCGGUCACAGGAAGCAUUGUUGUCUCCUUUCAUGUGACACACUUCAACUGGCGCACUUUAGACCCACAUUGCAAUUUCUGCAACUUCAUGGGCAUGUCCAUGGUUUUCUACGGGCUGUGCCCACUACUGCUUGGUGCCGCAAUGGCUUUGGAGCGCUUCAUUGGCAUCACACAUCCAUUUGCACACACCACGCUGCCCAAAAGUAGAACAGUCUUCAUGUUGUUGCUGGUGUGGUUUAUUGCCGGCUGCAUAGCGUUGUUGCCAUUGACAGGAGUUGGGAGCUACCACAUGCAAAUUCCAGGCUCCUGGUGUUUUUUCAACAUUAACUCAGAGGGCAGUGACCUGACAUUUUCAGUACUCUUCUCCAUGGUCGGGUUAGUGUGCAUUGUUGUGUCCUUUAUAUUGAACACCGUGAGUGUUGUGACGCUGAUCAAGGUGUGCUGUGGAAAGGAUAAUAUGCAACAUCCUCGAGACCAGGAAGUGGAAAUGAUGGCUCAGCUCAUCCUGAUAAUGGCCAUUAAUUCUAUCUGCUGGUGUCCAAUACUGGUCUUUAUUGCGAAAACUGUGCUGAGUGGACAUCCUCUCCAGGUCGAAAACCUAUUGCUGUGGCUGCGCUUUGCCUCGUGGAACCAAAUCCUGGAUCCGUGGGUGUAUAUACUGUUUCGCAGGGCAGUAUUACAGAGAGUCUACCCACGAAUGGAGUGGUACCAAUGGUCUACAUUAAACCAGUCUUUCAGAAGAACCGUUCGCAGAUUCACUCAUUCAUCUUCACCUGGAAUACCCCUUAGGUCGGAUGAAACGGAGCAUAGUGAAAAACUAAAUAAAACACAUUCCACAUGUUACGGCUCACUCAACUUCACCUUCACAUCCUACUCCACCUCCUCACUGACUCUGUUGUGCACACCUGUCACCAAUCUCCACACCUGCCUUCACUUCCCAAUCAACUGCCUGCCACCAUAA
Nerophis lumbriciformis (worm pipefish) is the source of this 1209-nucleotide messenger RNA. The record is from RefSeq and is a predicted model, not a curated record. NCBI's taxonomy places the organism in Eukaryota, Metazoa, Chordata, Actinopteri, Syngnathiformes, Syngnathidae.